AUGGACACAACUAAUAAUAAUAUAAAUUUUAAUUUAUCAACAACAAUAACAAUGAAUACAACAUUAUCACAAAUUGAUCAAAAUGAAUUUACUCAAUUAACUUUACUUAAAAUAUGUUUAUUUGGAAUAUUUUUUAUUUGUGGUCUUAUCGGAAAUUCAUUAGUAUUAAUUGGUAUUGGAUUAAACAAGGGCAUGCAAACACCAACAAAUUUAUUAAUAUUUAAUUUAGCAGUAGCUGAUAUUUUAUUUAUCAUAUUUUGUAUACCCACAACUUUAUAUACACUUGCAAAUAUAGGUAGAUGGCCAUUUGGAGCAUUUGGAUGUAAAUUAGCUCAAUUUAUUAAUCAUUUGUCAGCAUUCAUGAGUAUCUAUCUAUUAGUGGCCAUGUCAUUUGAUCGGUAUUUGGCUGUGGUAAGGGCAAUGGAUUCUAUUAAAUCCUAUCGUACACCGAAAAAUACAACAAUUUGUAUAACAACACUAUGGCUUAUUGGUGUCACCAUUUCAUUACCAAUUGGCUCCUUAUUUACUGUACUUAAUUUUAAUGAUGAGAAUGAAAAAGAUCCAGCAUUGUAUUGUUUACUAAAGUAUUUACGUACGAACUAUUCUGUAUCAUCAUCAUCGUCAUCACCACCACCACCAUCACCAUCAUUAAUAAAUAGGACGUCACACUAUUCUUCGCGAAUAGUCGAAUAUAAUCCGAUAACAACUACAAAUACGAUGACCGAUGCCCUACCGUAUCAAGCAUCCGUCUAUUGGAUUGGAUUUGUGGUUUUUUUGUAUGCAUUACCGUUAAUAUGUAUUGUAAUCUUGUAUGGUUUAAUGUUAAAAUUCUUACGUGGUGCUCAUGGUAGUCAAGUAAAUCGAUCGAAAAGACGUGCAACACGAAUGAUUUUAGCUGUUGUUUUGACAUAUGCAACAUGUUGGUUUUCAAUGCAGUUAUUAUUUGUAUCAAACGUUAUUUUAUCAAAAAAUACAGCACACAAACACGAAGUAUAUAUGGAUAUUCUUUCAACAUGUGCCAAUGUUUUUGCCUAUUUAAACUCGUGUACAAAUCCAAUCUUAUAUGGUUUUAUGUCAAAAAACUUUCGUUCAUCAUUCAUUGAUUUACUUUGUUGUCGUUAUACAAAACGGCAUUUAUAUUUGAAUAAUGAAAGUAUUCGUCAACGUAUAAAACAAAAUCGUCAGACUAAUCAUCAUCCAUCAUUUGUUUCGCGUUGUUCAAAUGCUCCAUUAACCAAUUUAACAAAUAAUCAAAAUACUGCGAGUCAUUUAUACACACGUCCAAGUAUGGCAGUAACAGAGUUAACACCGAUAACCGAUCAAAAAUUUUCUUCUCAAAUAACUGUUGGUACACAAACGAUAAAAAAUAAACGACAACGAAAACGAAAUAAUAUUGAUUCAUCUUAUUUAGAUUUUUCUUCAACCUAUAAAACACGUAGUCAAUUGGAUGUAAGAGAUGAGACAAGUUGUAGUGUUAUGAUGAACAAUAGCGAUAGUUUUGUGAUAUCAAAUGGGGGAUAUAUAAUCAAAACAUAGAGAAAAUGAGAUGUGUUAAAAAUUAUAAUGGUGCUUUUUUGUUUUCGUUAAUAAAAGAUGAUUGUUCACAUGUUACUGUUUUCUUAUCCUAGGAGCACUUCGAAUGACAACUAUAAAAGAAGUCAAAUAAUUGUGUCGGAUUAUUGAUACUCAUUGUCAGUUUAAAUGAUUUAAUAUAUAUCAUAUUAUCCUUUUCUGAAAACGAGGCGGCUCAACAGAGUGCUUAUCACAUUUGAACGAAAAGUGAUAGAGACAUGCGGUUUCCAUCGUUGGAUAGAGAACAUUGGGGGACGUAAGCGUAUACAAAAACUAGGCUUUCAGGUAAGGUUUACCAUGGUAGGCCUGUCGAUGCAAAGUUUACGAGACCGCCGUUCCUGGACCGUACGAUGGAUUCUGAUUUUCAAACAGUGCAACCGAUAGCACGAACCGAGAUCUACAAUUCUAGACCAGCCUUAACUAUCUACCUCUUACAAUUCAGGAAUUAUAAGCGUUUUCCCGAGCACCCCGAUUUCGGCCAGUUGACCUUGGAUGAUCCUAAAAUGGGCCAAGAUAGGGGUAAUCGGCCACGCUGAGUCGAAUGGUGAUGUUUAUUUUUAGUUUCAAAUCGACCUAAAGUCACUAUAUCAAGAUUUUCAAAUUAAAGCAUGCUACCGCUAUGUUGCGUAUAAAGCGGAUAUUUCGAAAAUCUUGAUAUUGUGACUUUAGGUCGAUUUGAAACUAAAAAUAAACAUCACCAUUCGACUCAGCGUGGCC
Molecule: messenger RNA, 2289 nt
Organism: Didymodactylos carnosus
Lineage: Eukaryota; Metazoa; Rotifera; Eurotatoria; Philodinida; Philodinidae
Source: the annotation of a GenBank genome assembly